AUGUUUCCUAGAAUACUGCUAAGUAGAGGCCUUCGAGCAGCAACGAUAGUAGAUGUAUCAGCACCACGAUCUCGCUUUCCUUGCCUGGCUCAUAGAGCUUUGAGCUCGCUCACCAAAGAUGCGUCGCAAACAUAUCGGACCUCCUUUAGGACUAUUACACCUAAUACCGCCAGUUUAAAAUGCAAGAUUCGACAACCACUUAUACCGUCACGAUCAUCCAGUACAUCCAUCCCCCUCUCAUCAGCAUCAAACACAUCCGACAUUAAAGCAAGUGAAGCUGAAUCUGGAUCAUCAGACACAAUUACGACUACAAAACCAAUAGUAGGCUACUGGUAUUUAUUCUCAGGCACACUGGUAUUUGGAAUUGUCGUUAUAGGUGGACUGACUCGACUCACAGAGUCUGGAUUGAGUAUUACGGAAUGGAAUGUGUUUAAGGGUAUGAAACCACCUACAAGUCAAAGUGAAUGGGAGGAUGAGUUUAACAAGUACAAGCAGUUUCCAGAGUAUCAGUUAUUAAACCGCCACAUAACCCUCGAAGAAUUCAAAUUCAUCUUCUACAUGGAAUGGGCGCAUCGCAUGUGGGGUCGUGCAAUCGGGCUCGCAUUCAUACUCCCAGGACUGUAUUUCGCGUCAAAGGGAUACAUGACUCCCGGAAUCAAAAAGAUGUCACUGGUAGUGGCUACGCUGAUAGGUUGCCAGGGUGUGUUAGGGUGGUAUAUGGUUCGUAGUGGAUUAAAGGAAGAAAUAUUGCAUACUCCUGGUGCUGUACCAAGGGUUAGUCAAUAUUUCUUGGCUGCUCAUUUGGGAUCUGCGUUUGUGAUUUACUCGAUCAUGUUGUCUGCUGGGUGGGGGAUUCUGAGGGCUAAUAAGGUUAAGGCUUUAGCGGGCCUCUUGACAGCUUUACGAAACCCAGCGCUAAAACCACUCCGAAGAUACGCUCAUAUAACAACUGGACUAGUCUUUUUGACCGCUUUAUCAGGAGCCUUUGUAGCUGGACUAGAUGCAGGGUUGAUUUAUAACGAGUGGCCAUUAAUGGGAAAUGGAGUCGUACCCUCUGAUAUGUGGAUGCCUGAAAAAUCAUGGUGGAGGAAUUUACUUGAAAAUCCAUCUGCUGUGCAGUUUGAUCAUCGUAUUCUGGCAUAUUCAACAUUCACCGCCAUCAGUGCUCUAUGGAUGUACUCGAGAGCGUUACCAUUACCCCCUCAAGCUAGAGUAGCUGUCAAUUUGCUGAUGGGUGUUGCGUGCAUCCAGGUCACUCUCGGUAUAACAACCUUGAUUUACUUUGUCCCUAUUCCAUUGGCUGCUGCUCAUCAAGCAGGAUCAUUGACGCUGUUGACAUCAGCACUUUGGCUCAUGCAUGUACUCAAAGCUGUGCCAAAAUAA
Synchytrium microbalum is the source of this 1383-nucleotide messenger RNA. RefSeq lists its product as uncharacterized. Gene Ontology annotation, biological process: heme A biosynthetic process. Bases 1 to 1383 code for a protein of 460 amino acids. Gene Ontology annotation, molecular function: oxidoreductase activity, acting on NAD(P)H, heme protein as acceptor. The transcript is spliced from 5 exons. NCBI's taxonomy places the organism in Eukaryota, Fungi, Chytridiomycota, Chytridiomycetes, Synchytriales, Synchytriaceae. The record is from RefSeq and is a predicted model, not a curated record. Gene Ontology annotation, cellular component: mitochondrial inner membrane.